AUGACAUACAUCAAGCCAGAUCCCGAUGUGGCCGGGAUUGGUGUUGUCAGCUCCGCCAUCGCUGUUGGGGCCUUAUUAAUGGUAUUGAGUGCUAUUAAAAUAAUGCGCGAACUUUGGGAAGAUUUCAAUUUGACCGAUUUAUUCCGUCCACGGGCCGCCUUAGCGCCAAAUUCAGGCCAGUGGGUGACUGUCAAAGACGCCAAAGAUCACCUAGGCUUACACAAAGAUGUCAAAGAGCGCGUUUCGAUCUUAGAUUUGACCAUCUUCAGCCUUGCUGAUAUCCAACUAUCGGUUGGUAUUGCGACGGCUGUAGCUGCUAUAGCCAAACAUGAUAUUCUCGUAUAUCAUUACUGGGUUAGUUAUGAGAUAUGCUGGCUUGUCUUCUUAGCCUCUACCGCAGGUUUUACCAUAACUACAAAUCCCUUCAUGGUUUCAAACCUAGAGAGAAACAUUGUCCGGACCGCCUUUAUUUGGUGCCUUUUGAUGUUGACGCUCUAUCUAUUCUUCAGAAUAGACGAUACCUUGGCACUCGAUGAGAAGGCGUACUCUCAACCAGGGCAUUGGUCUAAAGAGCUACCAACAUUCGCAGUAGACAUCGCACUACUAAUACACAACAUGGUUUGUCAGGUUCUCCAAACUCUAUGGUUGAGCCGGGAAAAUCUCUUACUGGUUGACUAUUACAUCAUAGCACCACUCAACCACAUCAGUCGUUUCUUGAAUCAAUCCUGGAGUCGCCUUAACACGACAAAGGAUGAAAUGCGUUCUUCCAGUACUCAAAAUUGCUGUUCGAUAGUGUUGAGAUGUCUACGAAUAUUAUGUCUUCUUUUUCUUCAAACCAUUGGCUGUGUUGCUUGGUGUUUCUUUCUUUUAGUAUACUGGCUCUUUGCAGUGCCGCCUAUUACUCACUCGCUUUCAAUAUUUUUCUUCAUUUGGGAAACUUCCGCGAUCUUUUCAAUUAGGAGCGAUGCGGUCGAACUUAUGGCACCAGAAGACCAGGAUGGGGAAGAGCAGCUCGGUUUCGGCCAAACAGUUGCUUUGACAUUACUCAUUGGGCCCGUCAUUGCUAACGCCGAAAAGUGGUUCGAAGCCUUCAGGAAUUGGUUAAACCCGGCGCGGCCAUCGCAACCCGAAGAAAGCAGGCAAGGUAUUGGAGAAAGCCAAGCAACACGGGAGACGAUUGUAGCUUUGCAAGGUGCUGUGCAGAAAUAA
Messenger RNA from Clonostachys rhizophaga, 1209 nucleotides. Lineage: Eukaryota; Fungi; Ascomycota; Sordariomycetes; Hypocreales; Bionectriaceae. The record is from the annotation of a GenBank genome assembly.